Messenger RNA from Cryptosporidium ubiquitum, 2511 nucleotides. RefSeq lists its product as uncharacterized. Lineage: Eukaryota; Apicomplexa; Conoidasida; Eucoccidiorida; Cryptosporidiidae. Bases 1 to 2511 code for a protein of 836 amino acids. Gene Ontology annotation, biological process: protein phosphorylation. The record is from RefSeq and is a predicted model, not a curated record. Gene Ontology annotation, molecular function: protein serine/threonine kinase activity; ATP binding. The transcript has 6 exons. Gene Ontology annotation, cellular component: nucleus; cytosol; EKC/KEOPS complex.
AUGGAUGCAGGCAGGUUUGAUAAUAGUAAUUUUAGAUAUAAAACUAAAACAAAUAAUUAUAAAUGGUUUUACUCUGAUAAAAGAACGAGAAGAUACAACCAAAAUGAAUUUUUAGGGUUUAGGCCGGAACAUUCCUCUUAUAAUAGGUAUGAUCAGACUUUUUACCAUAAUAACUCAUGGAAAAGAAGAGGCUUGCAUAAAUACAAUGGGAAUAGAGUAUAUAAUAGUCCAAGUAUUCAAGAAAGAUCGACUUUUGAAUGGAUGAAGCAGUAUGAAAGCAUGUUAUGGGAUACUUAUGAAGAUGUGAAAUUGGACUCUUGUAGACAAAAUGAAAGUACAAACAACAAUAAUUUGCGUUUUUAUUCUAAUAUAAGAAAUAACACAAAAAAUGAGGAUACUAAUGAUACUAGCAAUAAUAGCGAUAAUCAAAAAUCUUAUGAUAUACCUGAAGAAAUAAUUGUUCAGCAGAAAAAACUAUUGGAAUCCAGGAAGAAAAAUACAUGCAUAAGAUGUCUUAAAAUACAUCCCCAAGAAAAAUGUAAAAAAUUGAGAUGCCAUAUAUGUUCUAGCAGAUUUCACUAUGUACAAGAUUGCCCCUGGAGGAAAAAUUCAGAUGACUCCACUAGGUUAUGUGAAUCAUGUAACGGAGGAAACUAUUAUUUGAAUUCACGUUUGGACUUUUCAACUUACAGAAGGCUAGUUUGCAGUAAUCAUAGUAACAAUAAACACGAAAAUAUGUCUUCAGAAGUAACAAAAAAUACUCGUAUUCAUCCAUGUAUUAAGAAGGGAUAUGAAGAAAGUAUAUUAAUUAUAGGAGAUAAGGAUUCCACGGAGACAAUUAAAGACUUAGAUAUUGAGUGCUAUAAUUGUUCUGGAACUGGCCAUAUUAUUUGUAAAAAUGAAGUUCCUUUCAAGGAUGUAGUCAAAAAAGCUUACUGUGCUCUUUGUGGAAAUGUUGGACAUAAUUAUCAACUUUGUAAUAGAUUUAAGGCAAAAUUUAACGAAAAUAUCUCUGGAAAUAACAGCUUAGGAAAUAAGAAAUACUAUCAUUCAAAUGAAAAUGAUGAGAGUGAAAGUGAAAGUGAAAGUGAAUGUGAAUGUGAGAGUGAAAGUGAGAAUGAGAUUGAGGGUGAGAGUGAGAGCGUGAGUGAGGGUGAUGAGGAUGAAGAAGACUAUGAGGAUGAGUAUGACGAAAAUGACGAGGAUAACGAUAAUGAUGAGGGCAAUGAGGAUAACAAGAGCGAAGAAAGUUAUAAGAACGACGAUCUUGAAGAUAGAAAUUACGAUGAAGAAGAAGAAGAGAUUGUAGUUGAUGAAGAUAAAGCAAUAGAGCAUACAAGCGCAAAUAGUUUUAGAAAAACAACAAACGGAUCUCGUGACUACGAAAUUCUGGCAAACAUCUCAAAGAAAGCAAAGACAAAACAAUUAGAAGAAAGGAUUAACCUAUCAAAGAGUAUGGAAAGAGAUCCUAAUUAUAGUGAGUGUUUUAGUAGUGUUAGUGCAAGCAGCGAAAGUGAAAUAGACACAAAUCAUUUUUUAAAUCAAAAAAAUGAAGCAUUUCACAUAAAGAAAACGAAAUCUCAAUUUGAAAGUAAAGUAAAUCCUUUCCAUAGGUUUAAAAGGGCAAGAAAUCCCUUUAAAAAUAAAUCUCUUUUUAAAUUAAUGGGUAAUAGUAACAGUAAUCAAAAUGAAUCUAAAAUUAAAUCAGCGUUUGUUAGAAAUAAGAACAUCUAUAAAUCUAGGAAAAAGUCAAGAAGAUCCGCUUCUAGAAGUAGAAGAAAGAAUAUAUCUGUAACUUUUAUUAGCUUAGAAGGACGAAUUUCAGUUGGAUUUUUUAUUAACAAUUUAUUAAUAGAAAUGGAGGUCAUUCCAUCCGAGUAUUGCGAAAAACUUAUAUUUCAAGGGGCAGAAGCUAGAAUAUAUGAGACGACUUUAUUAAAUAAAAAAGUUGUGAUUAAACACAGAUUUGAAAAGAAGUAUAGGCAUCCCCAAUUAGAUAAAAGUCUAAGAACCAGUCGUAUUUUGAGAGAAUCUAGAAAUCUAGUAAGGUGUAACCAAAAGGGUAUAAACUGCCCAAAUGUUCAUUUUGUUGAUGUUGACAAUGGAAUAAUCAUUAUGGAUUACAUACAAGGAACAACAUUGAAUGAUUACUUGAGUGAUAUAAUGUUGAAUUCUAGUAAUUAUGAUUUAAAAUUAUCAGGAAAUGCAAUCUCAAAACUACACGGCCAAAUAAUUCAUGGAGACCUGACUACUUCAAAUAUAAUAAUAAGCAAUAACUUUAAUCAAAGUGAAGUAAUUUUUAUUGAUUUUGGGUUAAGUUACUCUGAUUCUUUGACUAUAGAAGAUAAAGCCGUUGAUUUAUAUGUACUGGAAAGGUCGCUUGAAGUUACACAUCCAAAUAUUAAGAUUAUGGACAAUAUUCUAAGCACAUAUUGUAAAGCACACCCAGACGGAAAGUCAAUUCUAAACAAGUAUAAACAAGUUCAAGCAAGAGGAAGAAAAAAGGACUAA